UUUUUUUUUUUUUUUUGUUGCGCUGUGCAGCCACCAAAUUGUAGGAAAACGAAAAAAAAAGAGGCUGUAUAUAAAAACUCUAGCGGAAAAUACUGGUGAACCCGAAGUUGGCAGUAAUGAAUGUCGAUCAGUGGUAUUUUACCAAGGACGAUUUAUUAGACACACCAACCAUUUGUCAUGGCAGAACUUUUGAGGACGAGCAGCUUGAUCGGAUCAAAGGGUGUCAUUUCCUUCUUGCCGUUGGUGCCAAGUUAGGCCUUCCACAACUAGUCGUAGUAACCGCUACCACCUUCUUUCAUCGCUUCUACAUGAGACAGUCCAUGACCAACCAUCAUGUAUAUGACAUUGCCUCAACGUGUUUAUUUAUUGCAACCAAAGUAGAGGAAUGCACCAGAAGGUUUAAGGAUAUUGUAUUGGCUUGUGCAAGGAAGGCUUCAAAGAACGAUAACUUACGUUUAGAGGAAGACUCAAAAGAGUUUACACGUUGGAAGGAGUCACUGCUUCAUAAUGAGAUUAUUGUAUUGGAUACCUUGUGUUUUGACCUUUCUGUCGAACAUCCCCAUACCAGCUUAAUGAGAUUCGAAACUCAAUUAACAGUUUCGUCAUCAUCGAUUCGUAAAGCAUGGAUGUUGCUAUAUCAAAGCCUUGGCGCCCCACUUUGCGUCUUAUAUAAGCCAAAUAUAAUUGCUGCAGCGGCUUUGCUGCUUGCAACAAAUCUUUCUUCGAGUGACCGUUUAAAUGAAAAUUGGUACGAAAACCUACAUGAUAUUGACGUUGUUCAAGUACAUGAACUUGCGGCUGAAAUGCUCGAGUAUUUCAUGGAUCAUUAUCUUGUAAGAUCCUCAUCCUCGCAGGCUAAUUCACCACAUCCAUCGCAACAAAUGCAUCUCGCUCAUUAAUCAUAUAUAUAUAUAUUUGUGUAUAUGUAUAUACAAAGAAAGACGAAAACAACCAAACAAAAAAUUAACCCAAAAAUUAGAAUCCUUUCUUUUACAUUAUAUUAUUAUUAUUUCCCCUCUUUUUUAUAAGCAAUCAUCAUUCUUUUUUUUUUCUUUUUUUUUUUUUUUUUUAUUACUGUAAUAUAAACAAACUUUUUUUCUCUCUCCAA
Messenger RNA from Mucor mucedo, 1108 nucleotides. Its product is annotated as cyclin-like protein. The record is from RefSeq and is a predicted model, not a curated record. Lineage: Eukaryota; Fungi; Mucoromycota; Mucoromycetes; Mucorales; Mucoraceae. Gene Ontology annotation, cellular component: cyclin/CDK positive transcription elongation factor complex; nucleus. Gene Ontology annotation, biological process: positive regulation of DNA-templated transcription, elongation; regulation of transcription by RNA polymerase II. The coding region runs from base 117 to 899 and encodes 260 amino acids. The transcript has 7 exons. Gene Ontology annotation, molecular function: cyclin-dependent protein serine/threonine kinase activator activity.